Messenger RNA from Neofelis nebulosa (Clouded leopard), 2271 nucleotides. RefSeq lists its product as uncharacterized. The record is from RefSeq and is a predicted model, not a curated record. NCBI's taxonomy places the organism in Eukaryota, Metazoa, Chordata, Mammalia, Carnivora, Felidae. The coding region runs from base 1 to 1113 and encodes 370 amino acids. The transcript is spliced from 6 exons.
AUGGCCACCCAUUUUUCCAAAGGAUCCUCCCCUCGGUACAAUGAGGAGGUGGUCCGUCCCUCCUGGGCUUGCCGAAGACCUCUGGCGGUGGUCUCAAUGCUUCCCAUUGAGGACCCCGGUGACGCUGAACCAGGGGCUUCUCCGCGUGUGGUUAUGUGGUUUGAGUCAGGCCUCCUGGGGCUCAAAACCCUGGGAGAAUCCCAACAGGCACCGGAUGCCCAGCGCCUGGCACAGAUAACGCACUCCACAGACGGGCUGGGACUGCGGUUAGCAUCGAACUCAGCUCCAGGGGCAGCUCUGGAAAAGCUGGGGACUCGCCCUCUCCGCCCCAGAACCCGGAGGCAGACGCUCUGGGCGCGCGCCCUGGCGAACCCCGGGGAAGCCACAGGGCCCCCAAGCGCGCCCACCCUGCGCCCGCCGGCUCCCGAGGUCCGUGCUGCUCCGCAGGGAUGCCCAGACCCCAGCGGCCAGCGCACAGCCUCGCCCCGCCGCUGCGGCCCCGCUGCGGCCCCUGCCCGCGCCCUGCCCGCGCCCUGCCCGCGCUCCGUUCUGACUCACCGGCGCCGGCUCCGGCGAAAGUUUGGUGGCGCGGCGGGCGCGGCGGCCAAGCUGCUCGAUGCUCUGCGGCGGCGGCGGCGGCGGCGGCGGCGGCGGCGGGGGCGCGGACUGCGGAGGCGGGGCUCCGGAGGAGGAGGCGCGCCGAGGGGGGCCAGCCAGGGAGGGAGGCGGAGACCCGGGCCCGCGGGCCUGCGGCGCCCCCGCCUCCGGCUCCGCGCUCCCAGGGCCGCCCCCACGCCGGGAGGGGGCGCGAGGGGGCGCCUGUGGCUCGGUUCGGACACCUUCUCCCGCCUCCUGCCGCGCACCCCGGCCUCGAGCUCCGCGCAGCGUGACAGCUCCUCGGGUUUGGAGAGAAGGGUUUCGGAAGGGUCAGAACCCUGGCGAGAACUCCCCACCGCCCACACUUACCUGAGGGCGGGCGGACGGGCGGAAAUAGAUGAGAAAACUGAGGCACAAAUCGGGGAAGAAACUAGUUCAGCAUAUACAGCUAGCAAGUCAUUCCAAGAGCAGACAGUUAAGAAGAUGCUGAACCAGGAGCUUACAAUCAGCAUUUGACAAGUCUUCACUGAGCCUCUACUGUGUGCCAGGUCCUGGCACAGAAGGUUGCUGAUUCCAGGACAAAUCAGACCUUAUUCCUGACCUCCAGCUGCUUAGUCUCAAGAAGAGGAAAGGAAAAUAAAGAGACAAAUAUAAUACAGUGUGAAAAGUACAACAGUGGUCCAAUUUCAGUUCAUGAACUCAGAGCCAGAAAAAGGAAGUAGCCUUGAGACAAUAUCUUAAGAUAAGACUUCCGGGUAACAGAAAUUAGCAAGAAUGAAAAACAACCCAAGGAGCUUCCCCCACGUCUGCCAUCAGAACAGCUAAGCUUAAGACAAGUGACAACAUCAAGUGUUGGCGAGGAUGUGGAGCCCCUGGAACUCUCAUACACACCUGGUGGAGAUGCAAAAUGGCACAGGUACUUUGGAAAACUGCUUGGCAACUUUAAUAAACAAAGAUCGGCCUGAGAUCCAGAAAUUCCACUCACAGGUAUGUCCCUGAGAGAAAUGAAAACAUGUCCACAAAAACUGUACAUAAAUCUUAACAGCUUUAUUCAUAAUGGUCCAAGCCGGAGACAACCUAACUAUCUACUCAAAUAGGAGUUUGAAUAAAUAGUGUGGUAAAUCCAUAGUAUGGGAUACCACACAGUAAUCAAAGUGGAUGAAUGAUUGCUGCCCACAACAACACAGAAGAAAAAAAUCAUUAUGUUGAAUAAGAGAAACCAAAUGCAAAAAAAAAAAAAAAGGUGAAUAUUAUAUAAUUCUACUUAUGUGAAAUUCAGUAACUGGCAAACCUAAUCUAUGGUUUUACAAGUGGUUGCCUCUGGGGGAGAGGUGGGGAACGGGACUGUUUUUGACCUAGAAGGGGCAAUGGAAGCAGGUGUUAGAACAAUUCUACACUUCGAUCUUUGGGAUGGUGACACAGGUAUAUACAAAGGUAAAAUUUUUAAGUUUUUAAAAAAUGUUUAUUUCUUUUUGAUAGAGAGACAGAAAGUGAGCAUAAGCCAGGGAAGGGCAGAGAGAGAGAGGGAGACACAGAAAUCUGAAGCAGGCUCCAGGCUCUGAGCUGUCAGCACAGAGCCCGAUGGAGGGCUUGAACCCAUGAACUACAAGAUCAUGACCUGAGCCAAAGUCGGAUGCUUAACUCACUGAGCCACUCAGGUGCCCCGUUUUGUUU